GAAACACAGAAGAAUUUAGAGGAAAUAUUUUGACAACGACAACCGAAUUAUGAAGAUAUUACAGAACUUACUUAAAGAUAAAAGAGAUGAAUGGCUUGUUGAGACGACAGCAAUAAUUAACAGUGUAAAUCCGAUGGUUGACAGAAUCAUGAAUGACGAAUCCGUUGGAGGGGUUAUUAUGACUAACAAAGAAGGAGCACCAAUCUUAACGAAUACUAAUUUAAUGACAGCUACUAAUUAUGGGUCAGCGUUGCAGCGUUUGGGAUGCCUCACUCAAACUUCUAUUAAAGACUUGGAUCCUUUUGAUGAAGUUUUGGUGCUAAGAAUCAAUACGAAAAAAUUUGAAGUGAUGGUAGCCCCACAUUCCGAAUUUAGUAUAAUAGUCAUUCAACAAUUCAGGCAAAUGAGCAAAAUCAACAAAUCAGGAAAAUAAUCCAUUAUUUCUGAUAAUCAAUAACUUUAUUAAUGUAAUAAGUAUUUCUUUGUUAUCUUAGCUAGUGUUAUAAUAAA
Amyelois transitella is the source of this 510-nucleotide messenger RNA. RefSeq names its product dynein light chain roadblock-type 2-like. The coding region runs from base 50 to 433 and encodes 127 amino acids. Lineage: Eukaryota; Metazoa; Arthropoda; Insecta; Lepidoptera; Pyralidae. The transcript has 5 exons. The record is from RefSeq and is a predicted model, not a curated record. Gene Ontology annotation, biological process: microtubule-based movement. Gene Ontology annotation, molecular function: dynein intermediate chain binding. Gene Ontology annotation, cellular component: cytoplasmic dynein complex; cytoplasm; centrosome.